Sitophilus oryzae (rice weevil) is the source of this 327-nucleotide messenger RNA. RefSeq lists its product as uncharacterized. Bases 1 to 327 code for a protein of 108 amino acids. The transcript has a single exon. The record is from RefSeq and is a predicted model, not a curated record. Lineage: Eukaryota; Metazoa; Arthropoda; Insecta; Coleoptera; Curculionidae.
AUGCCAGGGCACGAAAUUUCUGAGUUCGAUAGGGCCCGAAUUAUCGCUUUGCAUGAAGAAGGUCUCAGCAGGCAUCAAAUUGCUGAUCGUUUAAAUUUAGUGCGAAGUACUGUAAGCCGAAUUAUACAACGGUAUAUGGACACCGGAAAUGUAAGAUCUCGUCCUAGGUUGCGUCCGUCCAAGGGUAACGACUCAACGACAGGAUCGCUACUUGGCUCAAUUUGCCAGAAGAAAUCGGUCAGUUCCAAUUCGAGAGCUACGAUCUCAGUUUCAACGAACUUACCACCGAGUGAUACCAAGCCGAACCAUUUCCAGGCGACUUUCUAA